AUGCCAGCACCAGCAGCCUUGCCGGGAGCAAGCACCGAUGGAACUUGCAGGGGCAAAGGUGCUGGGCGAGGCAAAGGGCAGGGCAAGAAGGGCAAAGGUGGCCGUGGUGAUGCUGCUAAGGGUGAUGGCAAGGCUGCUGGAAAGGGCAAGGAUGCAGAGCUGCAGGAGCCACGUGUGAAGAAUGCGGUGCAGGAGGCAAAGAAGGUCAUGAAGACAGCGGCAGACCAGAUUUUGGAAUGCAGGAGCUGGGAUGCGCUCCUUGCAAACUCCAGCACGUAA
This is a messenger RNA of Symbiodinium necroappetens, 279 nucleotides long. The record is from the annotation of a GenBank genome assembly. Lineage: Eukaryota; Dinophyceae; Suessiales; Symbiodiniaceae.